AUUGUUAUUAUUAUUAUUAUGAUUCUAUUUUGGGUUUUAGAAAUAAAUCAAUUAUCGAAGUCUAAAAACGUACUCUGAUGGCGCUCUACAGCUGCACCUGGUGGCCGCCCGGGUCACGACAACAGUAGUAGCCGCCCUACAGUGGCCCCUGGUGGCCGCCCGGGUCAUGAAAGAAGUAGUGGCCUCCUUAUAGCGGCCUCUGGUGGCCGGCCGGGUCAUGACAGCGGUAGUGAACCUCAGAGACGUGCCGCGGCUGUCUAUUUUUUUGUCGUCUGUGCCUCGCCAAGUUACAACUGCAGGUAACAAUCCGGCUUGGUCAAAACAGAAAAACAGAAAGCGCAGGCAUGCCGAACCUCAAGCUGAUCUCUGCCACGGACACACAGUACUCUGCUGCUGUGCUGAGGUCCAUGAACGACCAAAGGAACCAUGGACUAUUCUGCGACGUCACGAUAAUCAUACAGGACAAGAAGUUCAGAGCCCACAAAACGAUUCUGUCCGCCUCCAGCACUUACUUUCACCAGCUCUUCUCCGUCGCCGGGCAGGUCAUCGAACUGAACUUUAUCAAAGCGGAAAUCUUUGAACAGAUCCUCAAUUACAUUUACAGUUCCAAGAUCACCCGCGUCCGAUCCGACAUGCUGGAGGAGCUCAUCAGCGCCGGAAAGAUACUGGGCGUCAAGUUCCUCGCCAACUUGGGGACGCUUUUGUCCCAAGUGAAGGGCUUACCCGGCCUGUCGAAAGACCCCGAGUGCAAGAGCGGCGCGUCCACCAAGGUGAUGCCCAUCAUCACCGAGUCCUUCUCCAUAUCGGCCGAGGAAUUUAACCAGACGUGCAAAUCUGCCGACGACGACGGGGACUCCGAUAACGACGACGUCAUGUUCGUCUCGGAAACGGAUUCCAAGAAGACGGAGGAGACUCCGAAGCCGGCGGUGAUCGACCUGGACGCCGGCGAGUCGGGAGACGCAGCGUCGGACAAAAAGCGGGAACCGCAAAAUACUGCGGGGGAGAUGAGUCCACCCAAAGCAGAGGACGCAGCGCUGUCCGCGUUGAAGGGGUCCCCCCAGGGGGUCCCGGUCUCCCGGCCCAACCUGAGCCCCAACACAUCCUCCAGCAUCCCCUGCCCCCCGGCCAGGAUGUCCUCCGGAGCCACGCCCACCACGCCGGUGUCCAGCCUGCACAGCCUCACCCCCGUGUCCCCCAACACGCCGCAGCCCUGCGACAGCAGCGACAUGAUGGGCGUCCACAAGAAGCAGGUGUGCACCACGGCCCAGCAGGGGGACUUUAAGAUCCGCCUCUCGGACAUGUCGUCCGGGGCCAACUUCCCCCAGGCGGCCGUGGUGGCCAAGAAGACCAUCACGCUGGACAAGGCCCUGGAGAUUGACGCCCUCUCGUCGGGGUGCAAGGUGUACGCCAACAUCGGCGAAGACACGUACGACAUCGUCCCCGUGAAGGAGGACCCCGACGAGGGCGGCUCCAAGGCGGCCAAGGGGAAGCGGGCGCUGAUGGCCACGCCCCUGAAGCCCUUCGAGGAGGGCAUGGCGUCGCCGACCGGCAGCCCCGGCAAGAAGAAGAUCAAGAGCGAGCCGGAGGACCACUACGAGCUCAUCAUGGACGGGAAGACCUUCUACGUGUGCAUGGUCUGCAAGCGACCCUACGUGUGCCUCACCAGCCUGCGGCGGCACUUCAACACCCACUCGUGGGAGAAGAAGUACCCGUGCCGCUACUGCAACAAGGUGUUCGCGCUGGCCGAGUACCGGACUAAGCACGAGGCGCAUCACACCGGGGAGAGGCGCUACCAGUGCCUGCUGUGCAACGACAUGUUCCUCAACUACCAGGUGCUGUCCACGCACUGCAAGCAGGCGCACAACCAGGACCCGUCGGGCCGCAAGGAGAAGGACGACACCCCCAACAACCUGUACCGCCUUCUGCCCUACAAGUCCCUCCCCACGCAGCCCUCGGGCUGGCCCGCCCACGAGGGCGGCGUCCGCAUGAUCGGGGAGGACGGCAGCGUGCAGCACGUCAUGGCCGGCGUGGGCGGCGGCGGGGAGAUGCAGUCUCCCACGCAGCAGAGUAAGGUUUUGAGCUGGAACGAUAUCUUUGUGGAUUCCGACGCCCGGUCGCGGCCGGGCAUGAACCCCCCGCAGCAGCAGCAGGGCAAUCCGGAGUUCGACUUUGUCAUCCCGGAGACCUACUGAGGGGGGAGAGGGGGGAGGGAGGGAGGGAGGGAGGGAGGGGGAGGGAGACUGGUAUCUGUGCCUUUCACAGCUUCUUACUCUUCAGUAGGGAUGCACCGAUUCCACUUUUUUUCAGACCCAAGUACAAGAACUUACGUGUGGGUACUCGCCGAUGAAGAGUACCGAUAAAAAUACCGAUACCGAAUGAAAAAUACCAUUACAGUUUAAAAAACUGUAAGAAAGAGGGGGGCGUGUUAUCGCCAUGGUUACAGCCCACGGCCACUUUGUGAUACUUUUUUAGUUCGGUCGUAGUGAUCGAGUGUUCUAAUGAGCGAUGAUGAAUGUGAAAUGUGCCACACGUUGCCCCUCUCUUCUCUAAAUUGAGGACUUAUUUCAGUUACAGGGAUAAAAUGGCAUUGAUUCCUAUGUCGAUGAUCAUAGAUAGAGGGUUCGCUAGUUGUUAAACGUUACGUAGCGUUGUGUAAAGUGGUAUCGGACGGUUGCAUCUAGGGCCUGACCGAUAUUGAUUUUUGACAUUUCUAAAAAAUAAAUAAAUAAAUAAAUCGGUUGUAAUCGGCGUCUUUUUGGCAGAUGUUGAUUAUUUUCAAAAAGGCUAUAAUCGGCCGAUUAAAUCGGCAGGCCGAUGAAUCGGUCGGGCCCUAGUUGCAUCUGAGAAGUUUGGCGAGAAAAUUAGCACAGUAUCGACAACAGUAUCGGGUCUGAGUCCUGGUAUCGUAUCGGUGCGUCCCUAUUCUUCAACAUUGUUUCUUACCCCCGCUUCGGGUCUUCCUUGAAGUGUUCUUGCUUUAGGCUCUCACUCACUGACAUCGUUAUAUCGUUUUUUUGUGGUAACAAUUAUGUUGUGUCAACUGAAACUUAUUAGUAAUAAAACAUUUUUUGUGUAGAACUUUUCAAAUCCACUGAAAAGCGUUGCAGACGCGUGAAUGCCUUCAAGAAAUUAUUUUACAUAUUACGAGUUAAAAAAACAUAACAAAAUCCAAAUAACAAAAAAAAACGUUUGUAAGAUGGUCUUUAGUUCUAACUCCACACUUAUGCAGAGCCUUACUUACUUGUGCUCUUGUUCAAAGCGCAUUAUUUUAUUAUGCGAUUUGAAUAACAUUCCUUGAAUUCUAAAGCAACCUCAAUUAUUUAGGUUAAUUUCAGUUCUUCCCCUGAACUUCACUGAAGUUCAGGCGUUAAUUCAAAUCAAUAUUGAUUUGAAUUGAAGGGUUUCAAUCUUUAAAUAUUACUUAUUUUUUAUCACCUGGCUCAUCACAGAUUGACUGUACUGUAAUAUGUUAACGUAUAAAUGUUUAUUAGGGCACCAGGAAUAAAUAUUGGUUGAUUAACCCGUGUUUCAGACUUCCCACUGUGAAAGGAUGACUCCAGCAUAAAACGAAAGUUGUAUGGAUUAAUGUUAUCGCACACAAUUCAUUGUGCUUUGAUUCAGUCCAGUCCCACAUUUGAACCAGGAAUGGCUUUGUUUUGAUUCCCUGUUAACCUCUUAUAGCCCAACUUAUCCUAUGUAAAGUUUGAUUGAUGUGUCUUUUGAAAAAAAGUAAAUAGUCCAAUGAGGUUUGCACUAAUCCAUCGAUUUUAAAAGACUGGUUAAACUAUUUCUUCAUUUUGAUUGAUCCCUACGGCCCUUCAGUGUUCUGUUGUGAGUCGCCCUAUAUGCUGGCCAUAUUCAUUCUUCCCUUCAUGUCAAACUGUUGUCCGUGCCAGACGCCCCCUGGUGGUAGUACCUGGGCUGUGAUUGUAUUUAAAGAGGUCGGUUUCAGAGGGCUACAAUGAUGUACGCUAGUCUGUAAAUAUAGCACUUAGUGAUAAUCAUGCAGUAAAAAAGACUAUUUUGGAAUACGUCUCAUGUAUUUGUCUGUUACAUUUUUGUGUUUUAUCAGGGUAGCAGUGUGGGUCAUGGAGUAGGUCUUAUUUCAUUCCAACGACUUAAUGUCAUUCAUUUGAGAUCUAGCAGGUUUAGGGUGAGACUAACCAAGGUAGGUGGGUGUUUUUUGUUUUUUUAUUGUGCCCAUGGCCUUUUUUAUUUUCUUUACUUGUCAGCGUUGUUCAUCUGAAAUGUAUUUAUAAGGUCUCGUGUGCUUUUGGCAUUAAAUAAACUCAAAACAUGUC
Molecule: messenger RNA, 4301 nt
Organism: Gadus morhua (Atlantic cod)
Lineage: Eukaryota; Metazoa; Chordata; Actinopteri; Gadiformes; Gadidae
Gene: zbtb33
Product: zinc finger and BTB domain containing 33
Exons: 2
Coding region: 345-2192 (615 amino acids)
Biological process (GO): regulation of transcription by RNA polymerase II
Molecular function (GO): DNA-binding transcription factor activity, RNA polymerase II-specific; RNA polymerase II cis-regulatory region sequence-specific DNA binding; protein binding
Source: RefSeq, a predicted model, not a curated record